Panicum virgatum (switchgrass) is the source of this 1316-nucleotide messenger RNA. RefSeq names its product cytochrome c-type biogenesis protein CcmE homolog, mitochondrial-like. Gene Ontology annotation, cellular component: plasma membrane. NCBI's taxonomy places the organism in Eukaryota, Viridiplantae, Streptophyta, Magnoliopsida, Poales, Poaceae. Gene Ontology annotation, molecular function: heme binding. The coding region runs from base 236 to 1033 and encodes 265 amino acids. Gene Ontology annotation, biological process: protein-heme linkage; cytochrome complex assembly. The transcript has a single exon. The record is from RefSeq and is a predicted model, not a curated record.
GUCUCCCCGGAGCGCAGGGAGCGCGUGCUGGGCUCGCUCGAGCCGCUGACCACCACCACACGCCUGCGAGACCGAGCCCCAGCCCGGCGCGGCCCACGCCGGCGUGCGCCGUGCCGUGCGCAACAAGCUGAUCGGCAGCCGCCGACCAGCCACCCACGCGGCCGCGCCUUUCCCCUUCCGCUUCCGCCUCCGCACGCUCCAGAAUCCAGAUCCCACCAGACCCCGACCCGACCCCAUGGCCUUCUCGCGCCUCCUCCCCUCCCGCAGCCGCCUCCUCUCCGCCCUCCUCCACAACCCAGGCCCCAUCCCCAUCCCAACCCCAAGCGGCGGCGCCGCCGCCGGCACCCCCGCCUCGCCCCCGCGCGCGCCCUUCCUCCGCUCCAUCGCCUCCGCCACGCGGCGGGCGGGGCCCUCCUCCCGCCCCCGCGCCGUGGACAUCGGAGCGCGCGCGCGGCAGCUCCAGACCCGCCGCCUCUGGUCCUACGGGCUCGCCUUCGCCUGCGCCGGCGGGUUCGUGGUCGCCGUGCUCGCCACGUUCCAGGACCAGCUCGUCUUCUACGUCACGCCCACCGACGCGCUCGCCAAGUUCACCGCCGACCCCUCCAAAUCCCGGGUCCGCCUCGGCGGGCUCGUCCUCGAGGGCUCCGUCGCGCACCCCUCGCCGUCCUCCCCCGAGAUCGAGUUCGUCGUCACGGACCUCAUCACCGACGUGCUUGUCCGGUACGACGGCGCCCUGCCGGACCUCUUCCGCGAGGGCCACUCCGUCGUCGUCGAGGGGUUCCUCAAGCCCUUCACCGACGACCUCCGCCGCGACGACGGGAGGAAGGUGGCCCAGAAGGCGCGGGAGUGCGCGUGCUUCUUGCGAGGCACCGAGGUGCUCGCCAAGCACGACGAGAAGUACAUGCCCAAGGAGGUCGGCGAGGCGCUCGAGCGAAACAAGAAGCAGCUCGAGGCCGAUGCGGCGGCGGCGGCCGCCGCAGCUCAUGGGACGAGUGUAGCGGCUGCGGCGGAGGGAGCAAAGGCAAGCUCGUAAGAUUUUGUCUGCCUUCCGGUUUGAGAUUUACUGGAUCUUGAGUUGAAUUUUGUCUGCGGCAUCAGGCAUAGGUAGAUUUGAAUUCGAUUUUACACUGGAGCUGCAGGAUAUCUGCAGCGCGAUUCAAUUUGAUUCUAAGCUGAUGUGAUUGUAGUAUUGUGAGCCGAGGAUCAGGCAAAUUUUGUUAGGGGAAUAAUGACAAAUGAUGAUUGAACACAGCUAUACGGAUUCGUUUUUGAAUUGAUGCUUACUCGUUCCACUGAGCAAUACUAUUGGUUUACUA